CAACAGCCACAGGCGGACACAGUCCUCACUCCUCAGCGGCUCAGCGCAGAGGUCUCGUUCGUGCGGUGUCCCCUGCUGCCGCCCAUGCCGCUGCGGCGCGGCGGAGCCCUCCCUCUCAGCGCCCCGCGGGCGGCAGCCGGUGGCCUCCGCGGAGGCGGCGGCCGUGGUGCCGCGCUUCUCCACCCGACCUGCUUGUCGCCGCCGGGAACAACUGGCCGAGCCUUGGGCCUCAGUUGCCAGAUGAAAAGAACCAGAUGGAAGCCAGUCUUUGCCUUGGAAACAGGUGGACCAUCUAACGCUGACAACCAAGAUUUCGAAGAUGAUGGUGGCUUUCUUGGCAGAACAAGGCUGGGAAGACUCAUCCAGGCUGCUGCGAGGGAACUACUUGAAAAACUGAAUUCUGCCAGGAACAAAUCCCCCACAAAGAUUUUCCUUGUGCUCCUUGGCUUCUAUACCGCCAAUGCAUUGGCAACAGUCCUGGGGCAGACUGGUGACUGGGAUGUUUUUGUUGCUGCUAUUGUAGUGGCUACCAUUGAGGGAAUUGGCAUGCUCAUGUACAGAAAACCGGCCAGUAGGCCUCCUGGACGAUUUUGGUCAAUGAUCACAAUGGUGAACUACUGGAAAGCCGGCGUAUGUCUGGGCUUUUUUGUGGACGCGUUCAAAGUGGGAAGCUGAGUUUCCAAAUCACCUUCUUAUAUGUACUUACAAGAUUUAUUCAGCUGACAAUGAUACAACGAGUGAACUCCAAGGGUCGAAGCUGCUCCUGUGGUGUUGUAUGCAGAUAGAUAUGCUGUGAACUUUACUUCGGCUAUAAAAUGUACAUAUGAUGUAGUCUUGUUUUGUAUGAAAUUCAUGUAGAUAUAUUAUACUCUAGUUUGAUGCCCAUCUGUUCCUAUAGACAAAUAAUGAAGCCUGUUGUAAGAUGACUCUGUAGUUGGCUAUGUCCACACCAGGCACACUAUUUAAUUAGCUACUUGUCUUAUUGACUAUUUUCCAAAAGGUUAUGUUUUCUUGCUAGCUAGUCUCUCCUGUUCAAACAAUGACUGAACCAGGACAUAUGUAUACAGUCGCUUCUGUUUUGAAUUUCACUUAGUUGGUUGUAAUAAUUUUAUUUUGAGCUAUAGUGCUAACCAGGACAUAUGUAUACAUCACUGCCUAAUUUUGGCCUAAA
Messenger RNA from Oryza sativa Japonica Group (Japanese rice), 1171 nucleotides. RefSeq names its product ycf20-like protein. The record is from RefSeq and is a predicted model, not a curated record. NCBI's taxonomy places the organism in Eukaryota, Viridiplantae, Streptophyta, Magnoliopsida, Poales, Poaceae.